AUGAAGGGAUAUAUAAUGAGGAUUAUUAUUUCUAAUAUUGCAGCAUUUAUACUAUUUAUGCGGAUGUAUAGCCCUCAUAAUGAUUCGUUUCCUUCGGAUUAUAAAAUAGGAUAUUCAUAUAAUACUGAAAUAAUAUCGGACAUAAGAUUUCAGAGAUCAUUAGCAGAACAUGAGAUUCAAAAGGAAUUGGACCAAUCAAAAAUGCAGGAUGAAACAUUAGAAGGCAGCCCAUAUAACAGUGCUAAAUGUGUUUCAGAUGAUUUAUCGGAGUAUGAACAGAUGCAGGAGAGUUUUUUGAACGAUUUAGGAAUUUAUACAGAACAACCUAAACAUAAGUAUACUAAGGGGAAAUGUUUAAAAAGACUAGAUGGUUAUUUUGAAAAAAAAAUAUUUGAUCUGAUUGAUAGAACGGGUGAACAGCAAGUAGGGACUAGUAGCUUUAAGACAAAACUAAAAGAAAGUACAGUUAGAAAAUGGGGUAAACGAACUAUUGCAAUGUGUUUAGUUCUACUGCUUGGAACAAUAUUGCCGAUUUUUGUUAGAAUCUGUGGCAACAUAACUCAUUUGCUAGCUAAAGUCCUAUAUGGGAUAUAUGGUAUUUUUUUUAUAAUAUUAACAUUUAUAAUUAUAUUUUUGGUCAUUUACAUCAUGACAAAAGUUGUAAAAUAUCACAGAUUAGAAGCUGGAAGGGGUAAACUGAAAUUUAAGGAAUAUUGUGUGCUUUGUAAAGAUAUAUUUUUUCCUUAA
Plasmodium coatneyi is the source of this 747-nucleotide messenger RNA. RefSeq lists its product as uncharacterized. The transcript is spliced from 2 exons. Bases 1 to 747 code for a protein of 248 amino acids. The record is from RefSeq and is a predicted model, not a curated record. Lineage: Eukaryota; Apicomplexa; Aconoidasida; Haemosporida; Plasmodiidae.